This is a messenger RNA of Melanotaenia boesemani (Boeseman's rainbowfish), 2604 nucleotides long. RefSeq names its product fizzy-related protein homolog. The coding region runs from base 176 to 1663 and encodes 495 amino acids. Gene Ontology annotation, molecular function: protein binding; ubiquitin ligase activator activity; anaphase-promoting complex binding. Gene Ontology annotation, cellular component: anaphase-promoting complex. The transcript has 14 exons. Gene Ontology annotation, biological process: positive regulation of ubiquitin protein ligase activity; positive regulation of anaphase-promoting complex-dependent catabolic process; anaphase-promoting complex-dependent catabolic process. The record is from RefSeq and is a predicted model, not a curated record. Lineage: Eukaryota; Metazoa; Chordata; Actinopteri; Atheriniformes; Melanotaeniidae.
GUCCCACAAUGCAAUGUCAUUUACACAUCAGCUAAAGCGAACAACAAAAAAACAUCUAAAUUCUCACUGUAAAUAAUUUUUAUGUAUAUCGUGUAGAUUUAUCUGAACUCCGUGUUGAUCCUGGUUUCUGUGCGCGCGUUUGUUGUAGUCUGUGGCAGUGGGAACCAGGUUUGGGAUGGAUCCCGAAUAUGAACAUCGGCUUCUCCGCCAAAUCAACAUCCAGAGUGACAAUUUAAGCCCUGUGAGGCUGUCACAGAGCCUGCACAGUCGGACACCCACUAGCUCCCCGCUGUCCUCACCCAGUAAGCAGGGAGACAGAUUCAUUCCGGCGAGAGCAGGAGCCAACUGGAAUAUCAACUUUCACAGGAUCAAUGAAAAUGACAAGUCACCAAGUCAGAACAGAAAAACAAAAGAGGUCUCUUCAGAUAAUGUCAAAGCAGAUGGGCUUGCUUACUCUGCUUUACUGAAGAAUGAGCUGCUGGGAGCAGGAAUAGAAAAGAUCCAGGACCCUCAGACAGAGGAUAGACGUCUACAGCCCUCAACACCUGAGAAGAGGAGCCUAUUCACUUAUUCCCUCAAUAGUAAAAGAUCACCACCUGAUGACAGCACUAACAUCUCUCCAUACUCGCUAUCACCUGUGAGCAAUAAAAGUCAGAAAUUACUGCGUUCACCAAGGAAGCCAACACGCAAGAUCUCCAAGAUCCCCUUUAAGGUUCUGGAUGCCCCUGAGCUGCAGGAUGACUUUUACCUCAACCUGGUGGACUGGUCAUCAAUCAACGUGUUGAGCGUCGGGCUCGGCACAUGUGUUUACCUGUGGAGUGCCUGCACCAGCCAGGUGACAAGGUUGUGUGAUUUAUCAGUGGAGGGAGACUCUGUCACAUCCGUUGGAUGGUCUGAAAGGGGAAAUUUUGUGGCUGUGGGGACUCAUAAGGGCUAUGUUCAAAUCUGGGAUGCUGGUGCUGGCAAAAAGCUUUUUGUUCUGGAAGGACACACAGCCAGAGUUGGAGCAUUGGCGUGGAAUGCAGACCAGUUGUCCUCAGGAAGCCGUGAUCGUAUGAUUCUUCAAAGAGACAUCCGGACGCCUGCGCAGCAGUCAGAGAGACGGCUGCAGGGACACAGACAAGAAGUGUGUGGCUUGAAGUGGAGCACUGAUCAUCAGCUGCUUGCGUCUGGCGGCAACGACAACAAGCUGCUAGUGUGGAACCACUCAACCCUGAGUCCAGCACAGACAUACACGGAUCACCUGGCGGCGGUAAAAGCCAUCGCCUGGUCCCCUCAUCAGCAUGGCCUCCUUGCCUCUGGUGGCGGCACUGCCGAUCGCUGCAUUAGAUUUUGGAAUACACUGACAUCGCAGCCACUGCAGUGUAUGGAUACCGGCUCUCAAGUCUGCAACUUGGCCUGGUCCAAACAUGCUAAUGAGCUGGUGAGCACCCAUGGAUACUCUCAAAACCAGAUCUUGGUGUGGAAAUAUCCAGCUCUCACUCAGGUGGCCAAGCUCACAGGACACUCCUACAGAGUACUCUACCUGGCCAUGUCUCCAGAUGGUGAGGCAAUAGUCACAGGAGCUGGAGACGAGACCCUGCGAUUCUGGAAUGUAUUCAGUAAAACACGGUCAACAAAGGAAUCUGUAUCAGUUUUAAAUCUCUUCACCAGGAUACGGUAACUGUAGACAAGUAAAAAGACUUUUAACAUGAGUUGAACCUUGGGUCAUCGAUGGAUAACUCAUUGACAAGGUGCUAAAGACCUGCAGUACUUAAAGAGCCUAAAACUGGACAAUUCUUCCAUACUUGUUGGCCUUGAUUAUGAAUGUACACUUCUGUUAAAAAAAAACAUAGUGACUUCUCUUGUUUUGCAUCCCAACUUGAAAUCAUAAAUUUGCUUCAAAAUAUUGUGAAAACAUUUCAUUGCAGAUGUUUCCAAUAUGUAAACAGCACAUUGGUCUGUUUAUUAUCAUUAUUUGUUUAGUUUUUGUUUAGAUCAGAACUAAUUUAUUUAAUGCACUUGUUACACUAUUAAUGUUGAUCUCUUUACAGUGAAAAAUCUUUGGAAGGUCAUGUCAUGUUAUGACUAAAAUAGGAAGUACUACAUUUAAUGACUGUGGCAACUGAGACACUUUGAGGCCUCUUUUUUAUAAGUGGUUGGCUGAAAAUAAAAAGGGUUUGCAUUUUUGUUUAAAGGCUCUAAUGCUGAGCAUUUAGACAUGUAUUACAUUGGUGGUUCUUUGCAGUAUCAAAAGAAAUAAAAGAAGGGAGAAAAAAAGAUCCAAUACCAAACUUAUCACGCAUUGAUUUUUUUAAAUGACAUGUUUUGUACCAUUUCCAGUUGAUCAAUUAACAUAAUACUUUUUCAGUUUUAAACCUAAAGGUAUUAUAUAAAUAAUGAUGAUAAAGGUGAAUCAGUUUAUAGUAUAUACACAUAAUUGCCAGGGCAUUAGGAGUAAGCACAUAAUCAUAUACUUGCAUAUACGUUCUCAUUGUGUUCACAGCAAUUACAUAAAUUAAACUUCAGAUAAUGAAGGAGAUUACAAAUUAAAUUAUUCAAAAUAACAAGGCUUAACCAAAAUAUUUGGACAUAGUUACUAAUAAUGAAUUUGAUAGGUAUGUU